This is a messenger RNA of Pimephales promelas (fathead minnow), 1288 nucleotides long. RefSeq lists its product as uncharacterized. The record is from RefSeq and is a predicted model, not a curated record. Lineage: Eukaryota; Metazoa; Chordata; Actinopteri; Cypriniformes; Leuciscidae.
AAAUGACACCAAUAAAAGUUGUGGUUUGUGGUUUUAUGAGUGUAACUCGACACAAAAUAAGGGGACAGGAGUUCAUUCUGACGGCUGACUUUCACAAACACCACUUCAUACAACUUUUGUUCUCAUUUAAGUGUAAAACUAGUGGGCUUUGAAGAGUUUUCCACAGAUUCAUGCCAACUGAUAGGCUAUUAGCUACUGGAGACGUCUGCGAGCGUUUGAGGAAAAUGCUUCGUCUGUUUGCUGUGCUCUGUUGUUUGUGGAGUCCCGUUGGUGUGUUUGGUGAUGUCGAUGCAGUGAAGUCCGUGUCAGUGACGGAGGGAGAUUCAGUCACUCUAAAGCCUGGUGUUGCGACUCUGAGAGAUAAGAUACUGUGGAGGUUUGGAGAUCAAGGGGUUCUCAUUGCUCUCAUAGAUGCCGGUCAGAUCUCAUUAUAUGAAGGUCCUGAUGGACGAUUCAAAGACAGACUGAAGCUGGAUCUCACUGGAUCUUUGACCAUCACACACACCAGAACCUCAGACUCUGGACCUUAUGACGUAAACAUCAAGGGAGGAGCAGGAGACCAAGUCAGCAAAUUUAAGCUUACCGUCUAUUCUCGUCUGCCUGUUCCUGCCAUCACCAGAGACUCUUCACAGUGUUCUUCAUCAUCGUCAUCAUCAAAUUGUUCAGUGCUGUGUUCAGUGUUGAAUGUGAAUAAUGUGACUCUCUCCUGGUACAAAGGAAACAGUCUAUUGUCCAGCAUCAGUGUGUCUGAUCUCAGAAGCAGCAUCUCUUUACAUCUGGAGGUGGAAGAUCAGGAUAAGAACCCCUACAGCUGUGUGCUCAACAACCCCAUCACAAACCACAGCACACAUCUGGACAUCAGACGGCUCUGUCAGCCGUGUCCAGAAAUCUACAGCUGUGGUUUUGCUGAACCUGUCACCCGAUUGGUCGUCGCUGCUCUGGUGGGCGUGGCUGCUGUUGCUUUUGUGGUUUAUGACAUCAGAUCCGGAUAUGCAAAAAAAGCAGAGACAUCAUCACGAGGACUUUGAUGAUAAAUCAUACUGUAAUAAUCUAUAACAGCUGAAUUUUGAUGUCACAUUAAGUAAGGGAUCAACAUAUAUUUUAUUUUGAGUUGUGUAUAAUACAAAGUUCAACAUGGCACCAAAAAUCAAUUGUCAAACAACUGGAUUGAACACUAGUCCACCAUUAGUGCCCAAUCUUUGGUUUUAAGACAUUUAGAAGUCAUUUCAUGCUAUUAUUGCUUUCCUCUGAGGCUAAUCAUGCUAAAUAAACUAAUGUGAGAGAUUCA